AUGGAAGAUAUCCCUCCACGUAAGCCACAUCGCCUUGAAAGAGGUGAUCAUAUGAUUACUACUGAGAGAGUAGCAACAUAUGACAAAAUGGCUAGAAAUUUACAUCAUCCUUCUUAUAGAAAUGAUUUCACAAAACAUUAUGACGAUCUUUUUCGAUUAAAUCUUAAAUUUCACGAUUUAAACUAUCCAGCACCACCCCCAGAAAUUCGUACAAGGAAAUAUAAGACAAUCGACCCAAUGACUGGUACAAUGUCUACAACAUUACUUAGUUCCCGUGUUACAAACAGCGAAACUCGCAAAAAGAGUAAAUACAUGAGUACCAAACGCUUAGGAUCUCCAAAGAAGCAAAUAACUUCUUUCCGCGAAAAAUUUAUUGAAGAUUUAAAGCGUGACGAGGGCAAACCAUUUGCAGAUCAAGAAAGAAUUAUAGCCGAACUAGUAAGAUCUCUUCUAAAAGAGGGAGUUGAGAUGGAAACCAUUCAAAAUGCUUUUGAAGAUGUUCGUAUAGACUUUAUUGUCCAUCAAGACACAUCAGAACUAGAAAUAGUUUUGAACUUCUGA
Molecule: messenger RNA, 561 nt
Organism: Trichomonas vaginalis G3
Lineage: Eukaryota; Parabasalia; Trichomonadida; Trichomonadidae
Exons: 1
Coding region: 1-561 (186 amino acids)
Source: RefSeq, a predicted model, not a curated record